Messenger RNA from Colletotrichum higginsianum IMI 349063, 2103 nucleotides. RefSeq lists its product as uncharacterized. NCBI's taxonomy places the organism in Eukaryota, Fungi, Ascomycota, Sordariomycetes, Glomerellales, Glomerellaceae. The transcript is spliced from 2 exons. The record is from RefSeq and is a predicted model, not a curated record. Bases 1 to 2103 code for a protein of 700 amino acids.
AUGGCGCCGCAUCACGAGCCCUUCAAGGGCCUCGCGCCUGUGAAAUGGGAAUCCGUUGCCCAGGAGGACCCCAAAGAAUUCAUGACGAAAGUGUUUGCCGACGCCCAAACUAUCGUCGACUCCAUUCCCGUCCCCGCCGUCGUCAAGCAGGCCACCGCCUCCCAAGGCCGCACUCGCUCCCACACCGAUCCCCCGCUGCCCGUUGCCGACAUCAAUCGAUCCCUCUCCCAGCGUUCCACCGGCACCGCCCUGCGCCUGUCUCAGGAUCUGUCCAAAGAGUGGAAGGAGGUCAAGGUCAACGCGAGGGACAACCCGCUCGCCAUCAACGUCUACAAGCUUGCCUCCAAGGACGGUAAGGGCAGCUGGUUCGCCCGCCGCAGCGUCCACGACGGCCUGACUUUCGAGAAGUGGAAGCUCGGCCUCGAGAGGGAGUUUGCCGAGUCCAUGAAGGCCCAGAGCGGCCCUGGCGCCGGCGCCAUCCGCGGCAUUGGUGCCGAAAAGCGUGUGGUGCACGAGGUCGUCGAAGGCUCUGGAAAGAUGGAGGUUUUCCAAUUAUCGGCGCAGUUCCCGGGCCCGACCGCUCCGAGAGACUUUGUGACCCUGCUCCUGACUUCCGACUUUUCCGGCAACGCCCCGCCAGAGUCCGGCAAGCGCCCGCUCAGGACAUUCAUGAUUGUCUCAAAACCCUGCGUACACCCCGAGUGCGCCGAAAGGCAGGGUUACAUCCGAGGCCAAUACGAGUCGGUGGAAAUCAUCCGCGAAAUCCCGUCCGACAAGCCUGCUGCCAUCACCCGUGCGCGUUCCUCCAUUGACCUCAGCCAAGAAGGCGCAAAGGAACGGCAGGCGGUGGCCGAGUCCAUGGGCAAGGAAGCCGUCCUCCGCGCGGCGAAGAAGGCGGCAGAUGGCGACGGCCGCCACCGCGGCACAUCUGUCGACAGCGCCCCAGCCAGAAACGACGCUGCACACACUGGCGAGGGCCUCGAAGAUGAGGGAACGAGGUCGAUUGAAUGGCUCAUGGUCACCCGCAGCGACCCCGGCGGCAACGUGCCCCGCUUCCUGAUCGAUCGAGGUACGCCUGGAGGCAUCAUAGGAGACGCCGGCAAGUUCAUCAAGUGGAUGUCUGCCAAGACUGCCGAUGACUUUGCCACCUCGGACACCGAGCAGGAGGAGGUCAAAGAAGGCGCCAAGCAAGCCGAGGACAAAAAGGAAGCCUCCCCCGUCGAGGUGGCUAAACAACCAACAUCAAAUCUGGUACCUGAACCUUCGGCACAGACACGGGACAAUUCCGUCCCCAGCAGCAAUGGACUAUACGGCAUCAUCUCCGGAGCGUUCGGUAUGGCCAGCUCCGUGGUAGCGAGCCGCAUCCCGGACGGUUACGCACUGCCAGGCAUAUUCCAGACCCCGAGCACCACCGGCUCAAUAGCCGAGGAAGAAGGGGAGGAGGACGACGACGACACGAACGAAAGCGACACCUCGUCGAUUCGGAGCUUCGCCUCCGCUGUCGAGAAGACGGAUGAGGGCGAGGCCGUAACGCCGCCUCCCGAGAUCACCCAGCCCGACACGCUGUCGCUGCACUCGUCGGGCUCGGGUGCCGGUUCCCUCCAGGGGUCCAAGACGUCCUCGCACCACGAGAGGGAACUCAGGAAGCUCCAAGAGCGCCGUCAGAAGAUGCAGGACAAGAUCAACAAGAUGCAGGAGCGCAUGUCCAGCAAGCGCGACCAAGACUCGCAGAAGGAGGCGGCGAACUUGGCCAAGUUGCGCGAGAAGCACGACAGGGAAAUGACCAAACAGGAGGAGAAAUACAAGCGCGAUCUGCAGCGUCUCGAGCAGCGCCGCGAGCAGGAGCAGCGCAAGGCCGAGGAGAAGCGCCGGAAGCAGGCUGAGAAGGAGGAGAAGAGCAACCUCGCGCUAGAGCUCGAGCGUGUCAGGACCGAGCGGGACGUCGCGCUCAAGGAGAUUGACAUCCUCAAGGAGCAAAUCGGCCAGCUACAGAGUCAGAACACCAUGCUCGUGGUCAAGAUGGGCAAGUUGGGCGGGAUCAAAAGGCAAGACUCGUCGCUGAGCGUGCCCGGAGAGAAGGUUGCCCACACGGUGUCCAACUAA